UCCUUUGCUCUCUCACCUCCCUCUUUCUCUCUUUUCUCUAAGCGAUGCAAAAAGAAAGAGGUGUUAUUAUUAUCAUUACUAUUCUUGAUCGUGCACUUUUUCUCCCAAGCUCAUCAAAUGCGUUGCUUCACGGAUGUGAAGCAGGUUACUUCUAUGGUAUGACAUGGAGGGUGAUGAUGGUAUAAUGCAAUACAAAAACUAUCUUAUCCACCCAAUAUUCUAUGCAGGAAGACUUACUUGCUGUCUUGCUUGUAUUUGCCUUGUCAUUUAAAAAAUGAUAAGCAGCUAAGCAGAGCUGCAACUGCCCAUCCAUCUCUUUCUUUCUCUCUCUCUAUCCAUUCUCUGUUCCCAUAUUAAAAUUCUCACACAAAAAAACACAUCUAGUUGCCUCCAGUAAGUCUAUAUAUAUAUAUAUGUACCAGAACUACAACACAGCAUUGAGCAACCAAAACAAGACCAUAUUCUUACUCUUCAAUGGCAUCUUCAAACUCCUCUUUCUUCCUCUUCAUUACCACCCUUACAGCUCUGCUUCUACCUAGUCCUCUUCUUGCAGCAAACUCCAAGCUCUUUAGAGAGUACAUUGGGGCCGAGUUUACCGGCGUUAAGUUCUCCGAUGUCCCCAUUAACCCCAGUGUAAGCUUCCACUUCAUCCUCGCCUUCGCCAUCGACUACACCACCUCGAGCCCCCACAACCCCACCAACGGCCGCUUCAACAUCUUCUGGGACAGCAGUAACCUCUCCCCAGCCCAAGUAGCAGCAAUAAAGAAAAGUCAUGGCAACGUAAGAGUCGCGCUUAGCCUCGGAGGCGACAGUGUCGGCGGUAGCCCCGCCUACUUCACCGCAUCCUCUGUAGAUUCCUGGGUAAACAAUGCAGUCUCCUCUUUAACAACAAUCAUCAAACAAUAUAAUCUCGACGGAAUUGACAUAGACUAUGAGCACUUCAAAGCUGAUCCGAAUACAUUCACGGAAUGUAUCGGGCAAUUGCUAACAAAACUAAGGCAAAACGGAGUAAUAAAAUUUGCUUCUAUAGCUCCUUUUGAUGAUAGCCAAGUCCAAAGCCAUUACCUAGCACUGUGGAAGAAAUAUGGGCACCUCAUAGACUAUGUGAACUUCCAAUUCUAUGCGUACGAUAAAAGCACGACAGUUUCGCAGUUUUUGAGCUACUUUGAGAAGCAGAGCUCAAACUAUAAUGGAGGAAAGGUGUUGGUAAGCUUUGCUUCUGAUGGGAGUGGGGGUUUAACCCCGGAUAAAGGGUUCUUCACUGCUUGUGAUACUCUGAAGAAGCAAGGGAAGCUGCAUGGUAUCUUCGUUUGGUCCGCGGACGAUUCGAAGAAAAUUGGCUUCCGCUAUGAGAAGCAGGCUCAGAGCUUGUUGGCAAGUGCUAAGAGCUCGUUGGCGAGUACUAAAGUGCUUGUUGAUCUUAUGUAGCUUCAAGGUACCAAGAGAUGAGUAAGAUGUUGUUAGUAAGCAGAUGUUGAACUAUGUUGAGAUGAAUAAAAAAUCUUCUAGCUUGUUGUUUCUUUAUGUAUGAGAUAUGAAUAAAAAUCUUCUAGCUUGUCGUUUCUCUA
Molecule: messenger RNA, 1568 nt
Organism: Ananas comosus (pineapple)
Lineage: Eukaryota; Viridiplantae; Streptophyta; Magnoliopsida; Poales; Bromeliaceae
Product: chitinase 2-like
Exons: 2
Coding region: 475-1428 (317 amino acids)
Biological process (GO): carbohydrate metabolic process
Molecular function (GO): hydrolase activity, hydrolyzing O-glycosyl compounds
Source: RefSeq, a predicted model, not a curated record